Echinostoma caproni is the source of this 270-nucleotide messenger RNA. Lineage: Eukaryota; Metazoa; Platyhelminthes; Trematoda; Plagiorchiida; Echinostomatidae. The record is from the annotation of a GenBank genome assembly.
AUGGGCACCCAAUUUGAUGAAGCUCUUUUGAGGGAGGAGACCUGUGGCGAUCCAGGCCUACGUUAUGACGCCUACCCUGGGGCAGGCGUGUUACAGUUUCUGGGCACUUCCGAUCAAUCAAAUUUGAAAGAUGAUGUCAAUGACACGCGCAUGGCUUCUGACUACACGUCAUGGGUCGAUCGUGCCAGCCAAUCCGAGGCAGUACGGAAAGAAGAAGAAUUAGGCAAGCAGUAUUGCAAUCCGAUUGGUGGACGCCUCGAUAUCCAAUAA